This is a messenger RNA of Monodelphis domestica (gray short-tailed opossum), 11370 nucleotides long. It is a transcript of the gene LY75, whose product is annotated as lymphocyte antigen 75. Lineage: Eukaryota; Metazoa; Chordata; Mammalia; Didelphimorphia; Didelphidae. The record is from RefSeq and is a predicted model, not a curated record.
ACCAAAGUGCAGAGGGAAAUGCUAAAAAAGCUGGGGGGUAUACUAAGGGUGAGGAAGCUGUAGCUUCCCUGAGCGCCUUGCUGGGCUAGUUGCUCCAGCAAGUGAGGAUGGGGACACGGCAGGCGAACCCAACUAGGGGCCAGUCUCACGUGUAUUGGCAGUUUUUCCUGGUCGUCUGGUGCUUAGCGGAAGGGGUGUCCCCUGACUUCACAGAUAAUGGUCCCUUCACCAUCCGCCAUGAAAACUCAGGUAAAUGCCUUAAAACUGUGAAUGGUUGGGUAGUAGCAGCGGACUGCCAGAAAACCAACGACAUGCAAUGGAAAUGGGUAUCACAGCAUCGCCUCUUCCACAUAGAAUCUCAGAUGUGCCUUGGAAUAGAUAUUGCCAAGCCAAAAGAUUCCUUGAAAAUGUUCAGCUGUGACUCAAAUGCUAUGUUAUGGUGGAAAUGUGAGUAUGGUUCUUUGUACAGUGCUUCCCAGUACAGUCUGACUCUAAAGAGUGGACAAGUGACAGCAAAUGUAAAUUCAUCCGACACCUGGACAAAAGGGGACUCCAGUGAACAUCUUUGUGACCAGCCUUACCAUGAGAUAUAUACCCGGGAUGGGAACUCUUAUGGAAGGCCUUGUGAGUUUCCUUUCUUAAUGGAUAGUGUCUGGCAUCAUGAAUGUAUUACUAGUGGAAAUCAUAAUGGGACAUGGUGUGCCACAACCUUAAAUUAUCCAUAUGACCAGAAAUGGGGAAUUUGCUUAAAACCAGAGGAUGGUUGUGAAGAUAAUUGGGAAAAGAAUGAGCAAUUUGGACAUUGCUACCAGCUUAAUACCCAGGCAGCUCUUACAUGGAAGGAAGCAUUUAUAUCGUGUCAAAAUCAAGGAGCAGACUUAGUAAGCAUCACAAGUGCUGAUGAAUUAAAUCAUCUUAAAGAUAAAGAAGGGAUCCCCAAAAUGUUCUGGAUUGGUUUAAAUCAACUAGACUCUUCAAAAGGUUGGGAAUGGUCUGACCACACCCCAUUAAAUUUUCUCAACUGGAAUCCAGAAACUCCCAGUUCACCUACAUUAAGUGGCUCAAGUUGUGUAAUAAUGAAUUCAGACUCAGGCCAGUGGCAAAGUUUUCCGUGUGAAGCUCAGUUCCCGUAUGUCUGUAAGAAGCAACUGAAUGAAACAUCGAGCUCCUCAGAUUUCUGGACAUAUUUAGAGACCCGCUGUGAUCCAGGCUGGCUGCCAAACAAUGGAUUUUGCUAUCUGCUGGUAAAUAAAAGUGGUUCCUGGGAUGAGGCAAAUGCAGAAUGCACAUCCAACCACAGUGACCUAAUCAGCAUGCAUUCGUUAGCAGAUGUGGAGUUAGUGGUCAAAAAGCUCCAUGAAGGAGAAACCAAAGAAGAAAUAUGGACAGGUCUUAGGAAUAAUGAGACACCAGCCUUAUUCAAGUGGUCGGAUGGAACUGAAGUGACUCUUACUUACUGGGAUCAAAAUGAGCCAGAUGUUCCCUAUAACAAAACUCCUAACUGUGUUUACUAUUCAGGAAAGUUAGGUCACUGGAGAGUCCAGUCUUGUGAAAAGAAAUUCAAGUACGUAUGUAAGAAAAUAGGAAAAACAAUCAACGAAACAAGAUUGGAUAAAGACUGCCCUCAAGAAGAGGGCUGGGAGAGGCAUGGAGAAGCUUGUUAUAAGCUAUAUAAGGAUGAAGUCCCCUUUGGAAUUCACUGCAAUCUGACAAUAACUAGCAGAUUUGAGCAAGAAUAUUUAAAUAGCAUGAUUAAAAAGUACAGUAGAGGUAUAGGAAAAUACUUCUGGACUGGCUUGAGAGAUGAAGAUUCACGAGGAGAGUAUAAUUGGGCAAAUGUAAAUGGGACAAAGCCAGUUGUAACCUAUGUAAAUUGGAAUUCUCUUGAGCCAGCUUCCCCUGGUGGAUGUGUGGCUAUUGCAAGUGGAAAAUCACUUGGAAAAUGGGAGGUCAAGGAUUGUAAAAGCUUCAAAGCAUUCUCUAUUUGCAAGAAGAGAAUUGGGCUCCCAGAGCAUGAGCAAACAGUUCCUAAACCUGAUGAUCCUUGUCCCAGUGGAUGGCACAGUUUACCAACAGGGCUUUCCUGCUAUAAGCUGUUUCAUAAAGAGAGAGUUGUAAGAAAAAGAACUUGGGAAGAGGCUGAGAGAUUCUGCCAAGCACUUGGAGCACAUCUUCCUAGUUUCAACCAAAUGGAUGAGAUGAAGGAAUUUCUGAAUUUUCUAAAGACCCAGCUGAGUGACCACCGUUGGAUAUGGGUAGGAUUAAAUAAAAGGAGUCCAGAUUCUCAAGGAUCUUGGCAAUGGAGUGACAAUACACCAGUAUCUACUGUGGUCAUAUCAAAUGAGUUUCAGGAAGAUUAUGACAUCAGAGAUUGUGCUGCUUUCAAAGUCAGCCAAAUUCAGUGGAGAAGACGUUGGCAUUUGUAUGAAAGCAGGAACUUGAUUAUUUACUUAAGACCUUUUGCUUGUGAUAUUGAACUUGAAUGGGCAUGCCAGAUACCAAAAGGACAGACUCCAAAGACACCAGAGUGGUUCAACCCUGAUCGGGCAGGAAUUCAUGGGCCACCAGUUGUUAUUGAAGGUAGUGAAUAUUGGUUUGUUCCUGAUAUUCACUUGAGCCAUGAUGAAGCAGUCUUGUAUUGUGCAAGUAAUCAAAGCUCCCUUGGGACUCUGAAGUCUCUCACAGCACUAAGUGCUAUUCGAGAAAAAAUUGAAAAUCUAUCUGAUGAUCAACAGAAGUGGUGGAUUAAAACUCUUGAUAACCUAAAAAAUUAUCAUGAUAUGAGCUUUCAUGCAUGGCAUCGCUUUCCUCUGAUAUAUGAAAAGGAGUGCUGGUACAUCUCUUCCAAGUAUUGGUUUAAAGAUUUAAACAAGCCCGUAGACUGCAGAAUCAAGCUUCCUUUCAUAUGUGAAAAAAAUAAUGUAUCUUCAUUAGAGAAAUAUAUUCCACCAUCCGCAGCUAAAGUCCAAUGCUCUGGGGAAUGGAUUUCAUUUAAGGACAAGUGUUUUCUAAAGCUUAAACCCAAACUUUAUGCAUUUUCUGAAGCCAAGGAAGUUUGUCAUACCUAUGGAGGAAACCUUCCUUCAGUCCUGAGCCAGAGUGAACAAGACUUCAUUACAUAUUUACUUCCUGAUUUGGGAGAUAGCAUUUGGAUCGGCUUGUUGAGAAGCACUACCACAAAGAUAAGCAAAUGGACUGACAACAACAAACUGUUGUACAGUAACUUCCAUCCAUUGUUGAAGGGACGAGAAAAAAGGAUACCAUUGGAUUUUUUUGAUGAAGACUCAAACAACCAUUGUGCUGUGAUGCUCAACCUUCAGAAGUCAGCUUUAACUGGGACAUGGAAUUUAACUUCCUGUAAAGAAGAACACAAUUUAUCUCUAUGUCAAAAAUAUUCAGAAAUCCAAGACAAUCGUACAUUGCAGAACACUUCUAGAACCAUAAAGUAUCAAAAUUAUUCAUACAAAAUAAUCCAGAAAGCAAUGACUUGGUAUGAUGCCCUGAUGGAGUGCCAAAAGGAGGACAUGCAGCUAGUAAGCAUCACAGACCCCUAUCAACAAGCUUUCCUUACUGUGCAGACUGUUAUGAAUAAUUCUUCAUUGUGGAUUGGACUCUCAAGCCAAGAUGAUGAACUCAACUAUGUCUGGUCAGAUGGAAAACAUUUCAGCUUUAGCCGCUGGUCUGAAAAUAGUGCACAAUUGGAAGAUUGUGUAAUUUUGGACACUGAUGGCUUCUGGAAAGCUUCUGGUUGCGGAAGCAUCCAAUCAGGUGCAAUCUGUUAUACUUCAGGAAAUGAGGCAGAAAAAGAGAUAAAGAAAGUUGACACUGUUAAAUGUCCAUCUACCAUUCUCAAUACACCCUGGAUACCAUUUCAGAAUAAUUGCUACAAUUUCAUGAUUGCCAAAAAUAGAUUCCUAGCAGUAACAAAAGAUGAAGUGCAACUUCAAUGUCAGAAGCUAAAUCCAAAGGCACAUGCUCUGAGUAUUCGAGAUGAGAAAGAGAAUGACUUUGUUCGUGAACAGCUUCUGUACUUCAAUUAUUUGGCUUCCUGGGUAUUGUUGGGUAUAACUUAUGAUGGUGAUUCAUUAAAGUGGUCUGACAAUACUACAUUGUCCUAUACCAAUUGGAAAACAGGAAGACCACUUAUAAAAAAUAAGAAUUUUUAUGCUGGCUUGAAUACGGAUGGCUUAUGGGAUAUCCGACUUUAUAAUAAAGUCGAAGAAGCACUUUAUUUUCACCAGCAUAGCAUUCUUGCUUGCAAAAUUGAAACAGUUGACUACAAGGAAGAAUAUAAUCGUACCCUGCCCCAAUUAAUUCCAUAUGAAGAUUCUAUAUAUAAUGUUGUUCAAAAAAAAUUCACAUGGUAUGAAGCCCUGAGAGAAUGUUCCCAGAGUGGGGGCUCUUUAACAAGUGUACAUGACAAAAAUGGUCAGCUCUUUUUGGAAGACCUUGCAAAACGCGAUGGAUUUCCAUUAUGGACUGGACUAUCAAAUCAUGAUGGAAGUAACUCAACUUUCGAAUGGUCUGAUGGAAGCACACUUGACUACAAUCCAUUGAAGGAACAAAAUUCUACAGGAAAUUGUGUCGUAUUGGAUCCUAAAGGAAUUUGGAGACGUGAAAAAUGUUACUCCGUUGUGGAUGGUGCUAUUUGUUACAAACCUAAAAAUCCUAAAAAGCAGCCCCUUCAAAAAUAUUCCUCACGAUGUCCAGAAACCAAAGGGAUCCAGUGGAUUCCAUUUGGAGAUUCCUGUUAUACAUUUAACAAGUCAUUGCACAAUUUCUCUGAGGCCAAACAGCUGUGUCCAAAACUUGAUAGUGCAGCAACCAUUGUUACCAUAAAAAAAGAGGAUGAGAACAUAUUUGUGAGCAGAAUGAUCAGAGAAAAUAAUUAUGUCACCAUGAAAGUCUGGCUUGGAUUAUCUCAACCCUCUGAUGAUCAGACUUGGAGCUGGUUGGAUGGUUCAGCAGCAGAAUACGUCAAAUGGGGAAAUGAAAGUAUGACUGUUAGUGGCAAGUGUAGCAUCUUGCUGGCUUCAAGUGAAACAUGGACCAAAGUCAAAUGUGAUCAAGGCCUCAGAAGAGUUGUCUGCAAAGUCCCUAUGGGAACAAACUACAGAGGAGUGGCUAUCGCAAUUGCUGUUCUGUUUUCCUUAGCUUUAGUUUGUGGACUGAUUUGGUACCUCUACCAAAAGAAACGUUUCCACUGGGCUGGCUUCUCUUUGGUGCGCUAUGACCAUGGGGUGAAUGAAGAUGAGAUUGUGCUUCCAUCAUUCCAUGACUGAUUUUCUUAAGCCUAUUGACUUGCCUUUUGUUAAAGAACAUUACAUUUUCAAAUAUAUUGCAAGGAGCAUGGUGUCUAUCUUCAACUGGACCAUAUUUAAAGCCUUUAGGAACAUUUUAGGUCCCUAAAAUUUUGGUGUUUUUUUCAGAUAUUCAUACUUAUAGGCCCAUGCCAGUUUUUAUUAUUUCAAUUAUUAGAGUGGAGAGACUAGGUUAAAAAACCAAAUUGCAAAUAGGACAGUUAGUGAAUGGACAUUGAACUGACCAUGUCACCUCGUAGGAUACAGAAUACACAAGAAAAUGAAUGAAUGCUAUUGUUCUAGUCAUGCAUCUCUAAUUGAUAGAAAAACUGAAAGCAGAAGUUGCAUUCUGCCUCCUGAACAAUGUAGCUUCCAUAUUUGUACAGUUUAAAAUCAGUAUACACUGGUUAUAAAAGAAAAAGUGUAUAAUCAGCAAGCAACCAAAUGUAAGUAUGACUGGAGGUGAGUGUGGUUUUCCCCACUAUUGAUAUAGUCUUUGACCAAGGACUAGAGAUAGGAGUUAAAGAGAAGGAGGAAAAGGAGAAGCAAUGGGAGAUCUUUUCCUAAUGUGAAACAAUGAGAAAAUGUUGACUGACUCAUUCAGUGCUUUGUAAAAUGCCAACAUUUGGCACAAUGUUUCUAGUACUACUCAUUUUGAUGAUAACUAAGAUUUCUUUCCUCUUUAAAAAAUCCCUUUCCUAUUCAUUAUUUUGCUUAGAAUGUUAUGGCUUCUAACCUUUAAAAGACUGCUUCUUCUUUUUCUAAGGUAUGGGAGUUGGGGGAUGCUAUUUUCAAGCUGUAUGGGCAUUUAGUGUUUACCCCAUUAUCGUGACAGUGUUUUUAUACAAUUACAUAUGUACUGAAGGUCAUUGUUUCCCAUCAAAGGGAACCAACUACAGCAGCAACUGGAAAAUGAGACAUGAUAUACCUCACUGGACUAAUUUUUGGCUAAGACAAUUUCAACUAAGACUGCUUUCCUGUGCUUUUUUUUUCUUCUUCAGACAAGAAUCAAGGACAUAUAUGAGCAAACAAUUGUUAAAUAUUUAUAAAGUGCCAGGGGCUGUGUUAAGCACUGGCUAUACAAAAAAAGACAAAAGCGGUGUCCGCCGUUAAGGAGUUCCUAUUCUAAUUAGGGGAAGAAGCAGCAUCUAAACAAGUCAAUACAAGAUAACCUUAAAGGGGAAAUUAGGACUAUAAAGAGAUAAUGGAUGUAUCCCAUACUUGUAAACAUAGAGAUUUUUAAGUUGAAAUUUAAAUUACAAUUCCUAAUAUAAUAUUUAAUAUUAUGAUUUGUCAAGGAAUAUUAAUUUUACAUGGCUAAUGCUAUAAUGUUUUAUAAUUUGGUGCCUAGUUCUAAUGAUGGCGCCCUCUGGCAAUGCUAAUUUUGUAUAAAUGUUUUAUUCAGUAUUCUACUUAUAAAUAUUUGCACUUCUGAGAAUUUUUGUAUACCAAUAUGCAUAGUUUUAUUUUAUAGCUUGCUCCCAAGGCUAUUAAAUUAUGUUAAAAUUGUGGAUAGUUUUCCAAAUCAGUCUUAAUAUACUUGGAAAAAAGCUUGUUUUAUUGAACUAAACAAAUGCCUUAAGUCCAUCAUACUGGUUUAUUUGCCCUAUUGCACAAUGUAGCAUCUGAGUCUAUAUCACUAAAAGAACUAAGACAAAUGUAUUUAUGGGAGGUGUGCAAAUAUGUACAGUAACUGUGCCUUAAAAAGUUUUUUAAUUAAAAAAAUUAAAAUGUAUUCUUUUGGGUAAUGAUUUUUCCAGAUUGGUAUUUGUUAUGUCUAGAGAAUGAUAUUAUGAGAAAAUAAAUCCCAAUUAAUAUUACCUGCCAAUCAAAUCUUUAAUCAAUGGUAUAAAAUGAAAUUGUCAUCUAUACAUUUCUAAUAGGCCCAUUUUCAUCAAUUGGGAACUGACUCAUUCAGAAAAUAAUACAUAUAUUUUCUGGAUUUCUUGGAUAAGCCAAAACUGACUGCCACUUAAAUUCAGUAACAGGCUGUCUGUUUCAAUAUGGACAAGUUUGGAGGAGGAAGGGGGAAAGGGAAGAGCCUUAGGGAAAACUGAUGUAUAUAUACAUUUAUGAGAGAGGACCACAUUGAGCCUAUGGCAUAGGCAAAGUAACUGUAGAGGUGGUAUAAUUGAAGUGGUACCUCAAAAUCAAUCUACACUGUUAUCUUUUUCAUGACAAAUAGCUGCCCAAUCUAUGAGAGAUAGUUUGCCCACCUACCUAUCCAACAAAAUCCUGAGAUCUACAACAGAUCAAAUAAUCUAGAAAAUCAAUGAGAAACUCCAGGAAGUAACAUCUUCCACCCCAAAACUGCACAAAAAGUAGACCAUGACAAAAGGGGAAAGGGCCCCCCUCUAGCAAAGUAAACACUAGUUUGAACAAACUAUGUACCUGGAAAUGGAACACUCUUCUGAGAAAACUCGAGGGUAGAGAUCUUAGAAGCCCUGGAGAGUGGCAAUGAUUAGCCAGCAAUGGUGCCAACCAACAAGAGCUACAAUGAUCAGAUCCUAACAGCUCAGGAUCAAGGACUCUGAGGUCCUUAGCACUUCAUUAUGGGUUGCCAGGGAGAGACCUGAAGAUGCUGUAUUCUGAACCUCAGAUUAUAAGGAAGGGGGGAACAUUUUAAAUCAGGGGAAGUCAAUGCAAAACCCAGGGGAACCUAGGAUAAGAUUAAGUGGGGCCAACAUCCCAUUCAGGAGUUUGGUGGGAGCAUAGAGGGAAAAGCUAGACUCUGCCACAAAGUCCCAAUUCUGGAGUUUUGAGCUGCAGGGAGCUAAGGCAAUCAGGUGUCUUUAUUGUCUUUCCAAUGUGGGUAGCAGGAGUUCCCCAGACCAUCUAAGGAGAGGCAAACCAGCCCAGGUCAGAAAUCAGUCAAUCAGUGAACAUUUAUUUAGCACCUCCUAUGUGCCAGACACUGUUCUAAAGCACUAGGGAUACAAAAAAAAAAAGUAAAGAUGUAAGUCAUAUGCAUAGAAGUAGUGAUUGAAAUGAUAGGACUAAAUGAGAUUUCCAAGGAAGGAAAUGGAGAGAAAAUAAGUGCUAUAGACAGAUCCUUGGAAGACAUAUAUUAAGAGUUUAGAAAGAGAAUGAAAGAGGUGGGUAGAAUAACUUAUAAAUAGCCAGACCUGGAGUCUGUGGACCUGGGUUCAAAUCUGGCCUCAGAAACUUCAUAGCUCUGUGACUCUGGGGAAGCCACUUAACCCCUAUUGCAUAGCCUGUACUGCUCUUCUGCCUUAGAAAUGAUGCUAAGUAAAACUGUGGGAGUGAAAACACCAAAGAAAAACAACUGCUCAAUGACCUGGAUCGAAGGGGAUAUGAUUGGGGAUAUAGACUCUAAAUGAACAUCCUAGUGCAAAUAGCAACAGCAUGGAAAUGGGUUCUGAUCAAGGACACAUGCAAUACCCAGUGGAAUUGCAUGUCAGCUAUGGGAGGGGAGGGAGGAAUAGAAAAUGAUUUUUGUAACCAAAAAAUAAUGUUUGAAAUUGACCAAAUAAAAUAAAAUAAAGUUUAAAAAAAAAAGAAUCUCUCAUAAAGAAAAAAAAAGAAAUGAUACUAAGUGAAGAGGAUAGAUAUGAUGAUUUGAUAAAUGAUGGGCCAGGAAGGUGUGGUAUCUCUUAAAGCAAAGGGAAUAUAGAUAGUCUACAAUAGUAAGGAGUAAUCAACAGCCUAAAGUUUUAGAUGUAAAGGAGCAUAAGAGCUGAGAAAAUUUGAGUGAUCUUUUUAUUUUCCCUUUCUUUUUUGUUUUUUAAGAAUAGGUCUUCCUGACUCCCCCACGCUGGCCUGAUUGACCUAUAAGCUUUGAUCGGUUCUUUUUCCAAUCUAGGUCAGGUUGCCCAUCCUCAUGCAGCCCAGUGGGUCCUCCUCAGUUCCAGGGGCUCCCCAUAUUGGUGCCAGACCAAGUGAAGACUAUUGAUCUGACUUAGCUAUACUGAACACCAGAAUUUAGGAAUUCACCAGCCUCAAUCUUUCUAGCAGCAAGGCUUAUAAGACCAUUAGAAGAAUAGUUUUAAUAAAAUGGUUGGAAUAGAUAAAAUGGAAGCAUUCCUCUGGGUUCCCAAAUGAAAAAUUACAUACUAUCACCUGUAUGGAUUUCAGGUCUUUGCCCCUCUCAUACUCUAUUUGGAGAUAUUUUUCUAGCCCCUGGAAGCUACUGUUCUCUCACCUUCAGCUUCUUCCCCCUAUUCUUGAUUGAGCACAAAAAAUUUCCUCCAGCUUUUGUGGUUAUGUUGAAAGAUCCACUUGCUUUGGCAUUGUCAGCUCAGUGAUCUUCAGAUCAAAGUUUCCUCCUUCUUCAUCCCUCCGCCCGGGUUUUCCCAUAUCUUACUCUUAGAAGGAGCCUGUUUUCCAAUUUGACGAUAUUGAUUUUGGAUCUUGUACCUCCUUGCCCUAGCACUCUUUUCUUCAGUUAAGCAGAGGGGACAACAAAGACAAUAGAUACCCUUCUGUGCUCUUACUCUACUGGUCCCAAUCACUCUCAGGCUCUCAACAUGAUGAAUAUAUAAAGAACUAAGGCAUCAUUUGGCUUUAUAUAAUAUUACCAAGAUAAUUUCAUAAUAAUUCCAUUAAUGUAUUAUGUCCAAACCUCAUUGCAUUGGAAAUUUAAUUUGGCAAAUAUUUCUCAAGUAUAUGUUCUGUGUGGAUCACUAUGAAAGAGUAUGGGGUAGAUUUAGAAUUUGAAGAAAAUAUAACUCCUGUUCUCAGGGACAUUAGUCUCUAGACCCUGGUACAGACCCCCAGAGGGAUCCAUGGAUAGAUUUCAAAGGAUCCAGGAACUCAAUUAGGGAGAAAACAAAACAAUAAUUUUCAAUAUAAUUGAAUUUUUUUUGCAAUCCUAUGCAUUUGAUGCAUUGAAAAAGAGUAUUCUGAGAAGAGAUGUAUAGGAUUCCCCAGAUUGCCAAAGGGAUCCAUGAAACAAAAGCAUACACACCCUUUCCUAGCCCCAUCUCACAUCAUCCUCCACCUUUGGUACAUUAAGUCAUUGUUGGUGGAUCUGUGAACUAUUCUAGCCAUUUUGGAAAGUAGUUUUGGAACUAUGACCCCAAAAUGUAUUAAACCUAGCAAUAUCACUAUUAUCAUCCCUAAGAGACAAAAGAAAGAUGAAAAGGAUCCAUGUCUAAAAAGAUAUUUAUAUUGACUCUUAAUUGUGGCAAAGAAUUGGAAAUUGGGGGGAUGCCUUUCAAUUGAGAAAUGACAUACCAGUUAUUUCGUAUGUAUAUGAUGAAUUACUACUAAGCUAUAUAUAAGAAAUGAGGAGGACAAUGGUUUUAGAAAAAACUGGGAAAACUUAUAUGAACUGAUGCAACAUGAAGUUAGCAAAGCCAGGAAAACAAUUUAUACUAUAUCAACAAUACUUAAGAUACAGAGUAACUGCAAUAAUUGCACAAUUAUCUGCAGAUCAUGUACAGUUCCAAAAUGUUUAUUCAGGAUGAAGCUAAAGAUUUUUCUGGAUCUCUCUUUCUUUCUCCCCAAACCCAAUACUUGCUUUUUUCCCCCUUUACUUCUUUACUUUACUACAAGUUAAAUGCAUAAAAUCUAAAAAACUAAAGAAAAGGUAGCAUUAAUUGCUGAUAAAAGUCUAAUAUGUCACCUCCUUCUAGGUAAUACUGUAUUUAAUAUUUUCUAAUGGCAAAAGGAGUGCAUAAUAUAAAGAAUUUCAGCCAUUAAUAAGGCCAAGAGCAGAGAAUCUUUGAAUCCAGGGGACUUUUAGCCCCCCCAUCAAAAAAAAAAAAGUAACACCAUGUAAUUGAUCCUGAUAAAUUCUUUGAAUACAUAUAUUCAGGCUAAGAACUUGAAUCUUGACCCAUACCAGCUUUGUGAUUCUAGUCAAGUCAUUUAACCACUUAAUUCUCUAGGUACUCUAUUUUUAACCCUUACUUUCUCCCUUAGAAACAAUACUAAGUAUAAGUUCUAAAACGGAAGAACAAUAAGAAAAUGGGGUUAAUUGACUUGUCUAGAAUCAUACAGCUAGAAAGUGUCUGAGGCUAUAUUUGAACCCAGGACCUCCAUGUCUGACUCUCUAUCCACUGAGCUACCUAGCGGCCCCUUACUCUAGGUAUGCUUAUAGCUAAUC